CGCAAGUUACCAAUAAAGCAAACUUUUAUGUUUGAUUUGAACACGUAAUAGAAGAACACAUAUGACUAUCGGCGACAUAUAAGAGAGGUGUUUUGCAAACAGACCAGCUUUAGUAUUUCCACUACUUAAUAAGAAACAGCUUCGGGGUUAGCCACGCGGAUGUUAGGGAAGUAGCAUUGUUUACAGGAAGUAGUAGCGUAGAGUAAAAGUGAAACGGAUGAGCACGUCGCUGGCUACAAGGCCAUAACUGAUACGUUAACGUGAGACCCACUUUUAAAUAGCUAUGUGUGGUUUUAGAGGAUAAAGUAACUUAUGACGUAUGUAAAUCCACAGAGUAGGAAUACCAGGUCUUUCCGGUUUUGUAACGCGUGCUUACUAGCCUAAACUUGUCCAGUUGACUUUUUAUUUCCAUGACACGCACUAUAUUUCGUUUAUUAUUAUUUAUCUAUGCUUCAUGUUGGAUGAAAGUGCAUCAUUUUGCGUUGCGACACCUGUUUGCGUGGAAGAAGUCCUGCUCUGAGACAUGAAUUUCCUCACUCUGUUUGCUAUCUACGUUGCGGUGGUGCUGAUGUGCAUGAUCCUAGUCUGCAGAUACUCCGGGCAUCAGGACAAUCCUUUUAACAUCCUCUUCAGCUGCAUAGCAAAGGUUUUUGCACCAGUUACCCCAAAGUGGCUCCAGCGGUUUUCUCAAUGGUCUAUGCACAGAUUGUUUCAUCAAAGGAACAACAUGUUCGUCUAUCUACACAUCCUGCUGGAGGCUGCUGUGUAUGGAGAGUUCACCUAUGAGAUUUUUGGCUUCUGCAGAGAGCUGGACACCAGUCUAACCAGCCUGUCUGUGCCUUACAUCCUGCUCGCCAUAAAGACUUUCUUCUUCUACCUUUGCAUCAAGAAAGAUCCAGGCACUGUGACAAAGAAGAAUGUGUCCAGCCAAUUGCACAUUUAUCCAUAUGACAAGAGGCUGUUUCACCCGGGCAUCUCUUGCCCAACCUGCCAGCUUAUCAAACCUGCGCGCUCCAAGCACUGCAGGGUGUGCAACAGGUGUGUUCAGCGUUUCGACCACCACUGCAUCUGGGUGAACAACUGCAUCGGUGCCCACAACACACGUUACUUCCUGCUCUACUUGCUCAGUCUUUGCGCCAUGGCAGGCGACAUUGCCCUCCUGACGACCGACAUGUUGCUCCAUGCCGUGUUGCGUACAGGGCUCCUGGGGGCCAGUUACAUGGAUGAGUACGGCCAGAGGCAUCCUGCCGGGCCUCUAUUUGUCGUACAGCAUCUGUUCUUGACGUUCCCACGAAUCGUCUUCAUGCUGGGCUUUCUGGUCUUUGUUUUCUUCCUGCUCGCCGGUUAUGCCCUGUUUCAUUUCUUCUUGGCUCUCGUCAAUCAAACCUCCAACGAGUGGUUCAAAAAUCAAGGUUACACUUGUCAGCACUGCCACCCAAGUUUGACAGCCAACCACCUCUGCAGCACGCCGCCGUCCCACUCUAGAAGAUUCUACUACAGCAGAGGCUUACUCCAAAAUUUGGGGGAGAUUUUUUUUCCUCGCCAACCUGUUUGGAAAAAGGACACUUAGUAGACUCUCCGUCAGGUUGCAUUCCCAAUUAAUGACUACUACUGAGAUAAUAAACAUGAUUUCAAUCAUGUUUUGACCUUCCUGUUGCAGUGUUAUACUGCUGAAUGUAGUCAGGCCAUUUAUUGUUUACUUUUCAGGUCAGGUUUUCUCAUUUGGGUGGGGUAUUUCCAUGUAAAACAUUAGUGCACGUACAUUUUUUUCAAACAAUUAAAUUGCUCUCU
Dunckerocampus dactyliophorus (ringed pipefish) is the source of this 1791-nucleotide messenger RNA. It is a transcript of the gene zdhhc4, whose product is annotated as zinc finger DHHC-type palmitoyltransferase 4. Lineage: Eukaryota; Metazoa; Chordata; Actinopteri; Syngnathiformes; Syngnathidae. Bases 524 to 1570 code for a protein of 348 amino acids. Gene Ontology annotation, molecular function: protein-cysteine S-palmitoyltransferase activity. The record is from RefSeq and is a predicted model, not a curated record. Gene Ontology annotation, cellular component: Golgi apparatus; endoplasmic reticulum. Gene Ontology annotation, biological process: peptidyl-L-cysteine S-palmitoylation; protein targeting to membrane. The transcript is spliced from 6 exons.